GGCCACACUAUUAAUUGCUUUAUUUUUGCAUCACGAAAUAAUUUUGCAAAACUCACAAAAACCUUAAUUAAACAGACAAGUUGUGAAUUGCGGUGAUUGUUUUAAACGUAUACUUGUUCCCGCAGUGCUGCUGACCACAAUCGCCAUUAAAAGUGUGCUUUAAAACCGCGUUUUGUGUGUGCAACGAGAGGAGACGCUUCUGAUAAGCAGCAGCGCCAUCUUCGUCUUCUUAUAAGAAUGCCUGCAACACACACGGCUACCAAAAUGUUUGCUUACAUUAUGAAAUGACAACACAGCGCAAAAACUAAAGCUAACGCUAUUGACGCCGCCCGCUGCGCCUGUAGGGCAGUGCCACCCACAACUACAACAAAAUCCACACAGACAUGUGCAGCGCGCAGCUCUAAUCUAUUGUAAAUAAACUGCGUCCACAAGCGUCUAUUGUGAACGGGACACAUACUCUCGGUCACGUACGCCGCUGCCGCCAAGUGUUCGGAUUCGGUUGCGUUCCUCCUGCCUGCUUCUGCCUGCCUGCUGCUUCCUCGUACCCACGCAGUGUGUGUGCGGGUGUGACGCGGUUUUACCUGGAAUAAAGUUUUGCUCAAAUCUGCAAUAAAAUAUGAAAUAAGUCAGCGGAGAACCAUCGGCCCAAAGCAUGUGAAGCGGAGCAGAGUGCUAUACAUCCUCAGCAACAGCAUCAUCAAAGGAGAAGUACGGGUUCCAGGAUCGAUCGAAAUUAGGCGAAAGAAGAGAAAAAACAGACAAAGAAGGGAGACAGUCAGAGAGAGCCUUUCGCUCAAAUGAAAAUGUCUGAAAUACCGCGCAUCAUGGUCUUCCGACCCACCUGGGAGGAGUUCAAAGACUUUCCCAAAUACGUGGCCUACAUGGAGUCACAGGGCGCCCACAAGGCUGGGCUGGCCAAGGUGGUGCCGCCCGCGGAGUGGAUACCGCGCCGCAGCGGCUAUGCCGAUUUGGAUGCCCUGAAUGUGACAAUUCCCGCGCCCAUCUGCCAGGUGGUGACGGGCAAACAGGGCUACUACCAGCAGAUCAACAUACAAAAGAAGCCGCUGACGGUGAAGCAGUUCAGCGAUCUCGCCAGCACCGAGCGCUAUGCCACGCCCAAGCACUUUGACUACGAGGAUCUCGAGCGCAAGUACUGGAAGAAUAUUACCUAUGUGGCCCCCAUUUAUGGGGCCGACGUCAGCGGCAGCAUCACAGAUCCCGAUCAGGAUAGUUGGAACAUCAACAGACUGGGCACGAUACUGGACUACGUGAACAAGGACUACAACAUACAGAUCGAUGGCGUGAACACCGCCUACCUCUACUUUGGCAUGUGGAAGACAACGUUCGCGUGGCACACCGAGGACAUGGACCUCUACUCGAUCAAUUAUCUGCACUUUGGUGCACCCAAGACGUGGUAUGUGGUGCCGCCCGAGUAUGGCCGUCGGCUGGAGAAGGUGGCCAAUCAGUAUUUCCCGGCCAGCUACAAGAACUGCAAUGCAUAUCUGCGCCAUAAGAUGACGCUCAUAUCGCCGCAGAUCCUCAAGCAGCACAACGUGCCCGUCAGCAAGAUCACACAGGAAUCGGGCGAGAUUAUGAUCACCUUUCCCUUUGGCUACCAUGCGGGCUUCAAUCAUGGCUUCAACUGCGCCGAGUCCACAAACUUUGCCAUGGAGCGCUGGAUCGAGUACGGCAAGCGAGCGGUCCAGUGCACGUGCAGCAACGACAUGGUCAAGAUCUCCAUGGACACGUUCGUGAAGCGCUUCCAAAGCGAUCGCUACGACAUGUGGAUGGAGGGCCGGGAUGUGGGUCGGCAUCCAGAGGAUUCCACUGGGGGUACAGCGAUCACGGCCGCACCGCUGCCGCCACACCUCGAUGUGCUGCUGUGUGAUAAGAAAAUGAAGAAGCAAUGCAAUCCCACCAUAGCGAAGAGCUUUAAGGAGCGCAAUCCAGACCUCGAUCUCGAUGAGAUUCAACAGAAUCCGAAUGUGCCCGACGAUGUCAAGGCCAUGCUGAAGGAGAGCGUGCUCACGCUGGACACGGGCGACCUCGCCAUCGAGGCUGAGGGCGAUUAUCCGCACGAGGAUGCUGUGAGUCUGCAGAGUCCGGCGGACUUUAAGACCAAACAGGAGCUGCUCGAGUACAUGGAUGAUGGGACAGAAGACGAUGACGAGGAGGAGGAGUUUAAGCGUCGCAAGGCGAAGCGGCGCUACGAUGCGGACUACGACGACGAUUGGCUAGCCUCCCACCAUCGCCGCACCAACUCGCGGAACAGCAGCCGCGGCCGCAGUCCGCGCACCAAGGACGAACGCUCCACAUCGCCAGCCUCCUCCACAUCCUCAACAUCGCGCGGCGGACGUCGCGGCAAGGGCAGCGCGACGACUCGCAAAACUCCUUCAAAGCGGAAAAAGGAUUCGCCCGCUGCAGUGUCGCCGGCUGCAGCAGCCACAACACUUGCCACAGUGGCAGCAGCAGCAGCAGCAUCAAAUUCAACAACAACAACAGCGACGGCAACGACGGUGGCGGUUAGCAGCGAUGGAGAUGCCAAAAAGGAGCAACAAUCGCUGGCAUUCAUGCAACAGCCUCGCAAAUUCGAGGGCAAAAUACCAAAACUAAGUCAGCCAGCAGCAGCAGCAGCAGCAGCAGCUACAGCGACAGCUACAGCUCCCACAGGCGUAGCAGCCACAUCCACAUCUAGUCAGGAUCAGCAGCGCAUAUUCUACAUCAAUAUGUUGCCCUCAGCCAACACGCUCAAUGGCAUUCCACAGCAGCAGCCUCAACAGCAGCAGCAACAGCAGCAGCAGCAGCAGCAGUAUGGCAGCACCGAUGGCAAUGUCUAUCAGCUGCAAAACGAAAUACUCUGUGAUGCAAAUGGACAGGCCGUAACGGCUGCCACAGCCACAUAUCAGACGACAGUGCCGAGCAGUCCCCAACAGCAACAGCAGCAGCAGCAGCAGCAGCAACAAAAUGUUGCUGUUAGCGUGGCCAACAGCGCUGCCGACAAUGUGGUCACAACUAUUAGUUCGUCCUCCAUCCUGCACACGAACGGCACCACCGCCCACACGAACGGAGGAGGGGGCGGAGGCGGAGUGGACACCAACGAACAUCAGCAGCAACAACAACAGCAGCAGCAGCACCAUCAUCAGCCACAGUACCACUACAUCACCACCACUGGCGAGGACGGACAGACACCGACGACCAUAGUUUUUGAGAACUAUAAUGGCGGCAUGCCCACAUCUGUCGCGUCUGCCACACCCACGCCAGUGGCGGUGGCUGCCUCGCCGGCGCCAGCAACGACCACGACCACGGCGCUGGUCAACACGGACGGCACCAUCAUCGAGUUCGAUGGCAACACCUACGAGGAGUACCAUGUGCUCAAGAGCGAGCCGGGGAGCAGCGACUGUUUGAGCAAUGGGAGCAGUGCCGUGGCGGCGGACAUCAUCAAGUACGAGCCGCAGCAUGUGGAGGAGGAUGACGAGGAGAGUGGCCUGCAGGCGAAGUACGAGGAGGAGGGCCUGCAGGUGAAGUACGAGGAGCAGGAGCAGGACCUAGACCAGGGCCAGGACUACGAGGAGUAUCAGGUGAUCAAGGCCGAGGUGGAGGCAGAGGCGGCGGAGCAGGCGGCCGGCACGGUCAGCUACACCAUCACGAGUCUGCCCGACGAUCACGGCCAGCCGCAAGCCAACUCCGGCGAGCCCAAUGCCAGCAUGGUGCCCAAGUCGGGUUCAGCGGCGGCUGCCAAGCAGAAGCGCAAGCGGAAGACGCGCGUCAUUGCCGAGGACGAGCAGGGCGAGUACCUGGAGAAGAUGAGUGUGCGCGGGCUGGACAUUGCGCGCUACGAGCACAUCAUCGACGGCGUGGCCUACUGCCUGGUGUGCGCCAAGAACGAGAUCUUCAAGACGUUCAAGAACAAGUACAGCUUCCAGCGGCACGCGUACCUCUUCCACGAGGGCCAGAACCGCAAGAUCUUCGCCUGCCCCAUCUGCAACAAGGAGUUCUCGCGCCCCGACAAGAUGAAGAUGCACAAGAAGGACAAGCACGGCGAUGUGCCCAUGCCGCCGUCGGCCACCACCACGCCCCUCAAGGGGGACGGCACCCCGGCCGCCAAGCGACCGCGUACCUCCCGCACCCCACGUGUCCGCAAGUCCAAGGCCAGCGACGCGGGCACACCCACCGGCACGCCAGCCAAGAAGCGCCUCGCGCAAAUCGACAGCGUGCUGGACGAUGUCCAGAACUCGGAGGGCAUCUCCGUGCCCCAAUCCCAGCACCAGCAACAGCAGCAGCAGCAGCAGCAGCAGACGGUGGUGAAGGUGGAGGGGCAGUCGCAGCCCCACUACGAGAUGGAGAACGUGACCUACCUGAGCUCCACGGCGGCGGCCACGCCAACGACGGCCGAGCAGCAGCACCAACAGCAGCAGCAACACGUGAUUGGCACCGUGCAGAGCUACCAGAUCCUGACGCCCGAUGGCCUGCAGAGCUUCCAGCCCAAGCUGGAGCCCGGGGAGCUGGGCGACCUGUGCCCCUACUCGCAGUACACAUUCCAGCCCACGCUCAAUGCCAACGCCCUGGACGCGCACACGCAGCAGCAGCAUCACCACAACCAGCAGCACCACCACCACCAGCAGCAGCAGCAGACACAUCUGCUGCAGCAGCAACAGUUCGCCACCCACAAUCCGCACCAGCAGUUCAUGGAGCUGAAGAACGAGCUGCUGAUCAAGGGCAGCGACGCGUACGCCCUGGACACUGGCUCCAUGUACCACCUGCCCUUUUCGCCCACGUCGAUGAUCAAUGCGGUGAACGAUGUGAACACAUCGUCCCUGCUGGAGACCAAAGAAAUUAGUGGAAGCAACGCCAACGUCAGCGCUGGAGCUGCUAGCAACUGUGUCUCUGUGGUGAGCGGCAGCGGAAUCAAUGGCUUCAAGGCCGGAGCCAAAAAGACGCCCGUGAUCCUGCUAGCUGCCCGCGGACCCGGCAAGCAUGCGCCCAUCAGCCUCAUCAAUGGCACUGGCAAGGCCGGAGCGGGCGGUGUCACGUUGCUGCGCGUCAAUGCACAGCCCCAACGCAAUCAGCGGCAGGUCAUCGUCGCCCCAGAGCAGGUGCAACAGCAGCAGCAACAGGUGCAGCAGCAGCAGCAGGAACUGACUGAGGAAGAGGCGGAACAAAUGGAGCUGGCGGAGGAGGAGGAACUCGAGGAAGAUCUGGAGGAUGACGAUGAUCUCUCCUCUUCCACCGCUCAAAUCCUACGCAAAUUCCGCAUACCCAAGGGCACGGCCCUGACUGCCAAGUCCGGGGACAAUUACCUGGCCAUGCCCACGCCCACACCGUCGCCCCCAGGGGGCGUCAAUGCGGGUGGCUCCGCCGCUGAUGUUGGCAAUUACAUUGAGAACGAAGACGACAUCAUCGAGGAGCUGCACGAGGAUGAUCUGGUCGAGGAGAUCAUCGACGAAGAGCAGUGCGAGGAGCAGCCCGAGCUGGAGGAGGAAGAGGAGGAGCAGGAAGCGACGACGGCCGACCACGAUGGCCUCGACCUGAGCAGCCAAAGCCAGGCGGCGCCACAGCCAGUGGUAACAAGUGCCCCAGCGACUCAGCAGCUGCUGCUCACCUCCGCCCCACAGCCGCCUCCCCUACAGCUGCAGACGGUGAGCUCCAACGGCACGGUGACGUACCUCAAUCUGCCACCCAACACGAUCCUGCUGCAGUCGGCCGAUGGCAGCAUCAUAGCAGCCACCCAGGUGCCGCAUCCGAACAAGGCGGGCCAGCAUCAACUCAUUGCUCUGCCGGGCAAUGUGGCGAUGGCCGAACCGGCGCCCCAGGCCACAGCGGCGCCGACGCAGACGCUGCUCCUCACGGCCGACGGCACGGCCAUUCCGAUAAUGACGAAUGUCGCGACCCAGCAGCAGCAACAACAGCAGCAGCACCAGCAGCAACAACAGCAACAGUCGGCUGCUGCUGCUGCUGCCCAGCUGUUUGCCGCGUAGGGGCUAAUGGGUGGCCAAAUGGGUCGAUUUUUGAACAGCGCCACCAUAAUGCCGACCACUUAUUUCUUUUAAGAAUCGCCGCCAAUCGAUGAAUUAAAAUGUCUGACAGAUCCAUAAAUGAUGUUGCUCAUGGGACAGGGCUUCUCGGAGCCCUGUCUCGUCAGCAACAUUUUGCCCAGAAACCGAUUGAAAUCGUCGCAUUUGGCCACCCACCCAUGGAUGGGGCAGAUUGGCAAUUGGGGGGAACACGGGCAAUAGAAACAGUUUAAGAACAAUACGAAAAAAAACUCACAAAAAGCCAAGCUAAAAAAACUCUUUGAUAUUACUACAAUGUUGGAUGUGCAUAGAAAAUUUAUUUUUAUACAUUAAAAAUCGUGAAUAAAACGGGGCAAAUCAAAUGUUGUUCAACACACCCAAAAAGACACACACAACAAGUAACAGAUAACACAGUGUUGUAAAGGAAUCAAAUAUGUACAUUUCAAAGGCAAAACUUAAGUUCAUCUCUACAUAUAGCUAUACAUAAAUUAUUUAUACGAGUUAAGGUUAGCAUUAAAUAUUAAGUGCAAAGACGAGACACACACCCAAACCAGUUGUAACUACUCGUAUUACCACCGCUGCCCACCCCAGUGGGUCGAGCGCCGGAAUAUGUUUAGCCUAAUUUACGAUUAGCAUUUCGUAUUGUAUCGUGUAUUCACUUCUCACUAUCUAAGUAUGUAUGGAUAUACAUAUGCAUACCUAUGAAUAUAAUUUUGUUCCUUUUUACGUAUCGAGAAGUACAUGGAGUACUAGUAUUUCGCCACUAAGUUCCACAGAAUCUAUUUAUUUAUUCUUGUUAACGCCCCCGCAGACCACCCAUGAGUUCGUACAACCGUACAGCGUCGCGUAGUCCCUUUGUCCUUAUGGUUUUUCUUUUAUCAUGUUGCAUAUUCUUUACGUCAAAUAUUAUAACUACAUAUGUAUGUACAUGUAGAUGUAUUGUGUGUAUGUUUUAUCUGCAAUUCUGUUAUGCCAUUCAUCUAAGAGUAAGCGAAUUCAAGCAUAGCACUGACCGAAACCGACUUUUAAGUUUGUAAACUCCUCCUCCGAUCACGAUCACGAUCACCCUCUCACCCAUUUGAUACUUAAGGCUAAAGUAAAGUAUUUUUUCAUAUGAUUACAGCCCCAACUAGGUUAAGCGCCCCACACACACACACACACACACACACACACAUAACAUAACAUUAAUGGAAGACAAUGAUUUGAAGCGUAUAUAAAUAGCUGUAGCCUAAGGAGACCCACACAAACAAACAAACAAAUAAA
Drosophila subobscura is the source of this 7274-nucleotide messenger RNA. It is a transcript of the gene Kdm4B, whose product is annotated as probable lysine-specific demethylase 4B. Gene Ontology annotation, biological process: chromatin remodeling. Lineage: Eukaryota; Metazoa; Arthropoda; Insecta; Diptera; Drosophilidae. Gene Ontology annotation, molecular function: histone H3K36 demethylase activity; histone H3K9 demethylase activity. The transcript has 11 exons. The record is from RefSeq and is a predicted model, not a curated record. Bases 798 to 5975 code for a protein of 1725 amino acids. Gene Ontology annotation, cellular component: nucleus.